Molecule: messenger RNA, 1485 nt
Organism: Paraglomus occultum
Lineage: Eukaryota; Fungi; Glomeromycota; Glomeromycetes; Paraglomerales; Paraglomeraceae
Source: the annotation of a GenBank genome assembly
AUGUUAGAGGACGAAUGCCUGCAGCUGAGAGUCAAUGAGGGCUAUGCAAGGAAAUACGACGAGCGUAAGCGAGGAGAAGAAUUAUCCAAACUUAAAGAAAAGUAUGGUGAUCUAGCUAGCGACGAAGAAAACGAUUCAACCUCCGAAGAGGAGGACGAAUAUGGAGAACUUGUUACUCCAGAAGUUGACGCUCAAAUACUGAAAACGAUAACAGCAAUAAGGAGCAAAGAUCCAAAAGUUUACGACUCAAAUAAUAGUUUUUUUGCAGACAGUGAAAUAGAGCAAGCUCGAAAUCUCUGGGAAGAAAAGAGACAGAGAAAAAAGACGGAAGCGAAACCUAUGAAAAUUACAGAUUACCAACGAGAACUUUUGUUAAAAAAUGGCGGCGUAAUUGAUGAUGAUGAAAACACCAAGAUGCAUAAGAGAGGGAAGCUACCAACAUACGCAGAAGAAGUGGAGCAGCUGAAAGCGGAAUUUAAAGCAGCCGUUGAAAAUAGUGGUAUUGAAGCCGAUGAAGGUGAUUUGUUGGUGCAAAGGCAAAGGACUGCAGAAGAAGUAGCGGCUGAAGAGGAAGAAUACAGAAAAUUUUUGCUUGAAUCCGUGGCACAAUCUGCCAACUCGACGGAAAUUUUAGAACAAUGGCAAAAUGUAAAGACAAAUCCAACAAUUUCAAAUGACGAGAAAUUCUUAAUGGAAUAUAUUUUAAAUAGAGGUUGGAUAGACAAGGAUGCUAAUCGCAUACCCACUUAUGAAGAAUUGACAACCGACCAUCGUGACGAUGAGGACGAGGAAUUUGAUGCGAGAGCAGACGAGUUCGAAAGUAAAUAUAACUUCCGAUUUGAAGAAGAAGGAGGCUCACAAAUAGUAACUCACUCGCGUAACGUGGAGGGAUCAAUAAGGCGAAAGGACAACAAACGACAGCUUCAGAGACAGAGCAAAGCACAACGUAAAUCAGAAGAAAAGCUUAAGAGAACAGAAGAGCUAAAGAGAUUGAAGAAUCUCAAGAAAAAGGAGAUUUACGAAAAAUUGCGCAAGAUUAAGGAAAUUACGGGGAAUGAAGAUGUCGGAUUUGACGAGGUCGAUUUAGAGGAAGACUUUGAUCCGGAGAAAUAUGAUGAAAAAAUGAACAAAGUAUUUAAUGAAGAAUAUUAUUCAGCAGAGAAUUCUAAAGAUAAACCUACCAAGCAAGAAAAGAGAAAGUUUGAUGAAUAUCUCGAUGAAUAUUAUCAACUGGAUUAUGACGACAUAAUCGGAGAUAUGCCUGUUCGUUUCAAAUAUUGUCAAACGAAACCCUCCACUUUUGGCCUCACAGCAGAAGAGAUUUUGCUUGCAGAUGACCAAGAUCUUAAUGAAUACGUGUCGUUGAAGAAAUAUGCGCCAUACCGACCGGAUCAUGUCGUAGAAGCUGAUGUAAGAAAAUAUUCAAAAAAGAAGAGGCUAAGAGAAUUUCGUAAGAAACUGGGACAAAAAGAUGUUAAUCGUUAA